AUGAACAAGCUCUACAUCGGGAACCUAAACGAGAACGUGACCCCCGCCGACUUGGAGAAAGUCUUCAACGACCACAAGAUCUCCUUCAGCGGGCAGUUCCUGGUCAAGUCGGGCUAUGCCUUUGUGGACUGCCCCGACGAGCAGUGGGCCAUGAAAGCCAUCGAAACUUUCUCGGGGAAAGUGGAGCUUCAUGGAAAACAGCUCGAGAUUGAACAUUCGGUGCCUAAAAAGCAAAGGAGCCGGAAAAUUCAAAUCCGAAACAUCCCACCCCAGCUGCGAUGGGAGGUGCUGGAUGGUCUGCUGGCCCAGUACGGCACCGUGGAAAACUGCGAGCAAGUGAACACAGACAGCGAGACCGCCGUGGUCAACGUCACCUACGCCAACCGGGAGCAGACCAGGCAAGCCAUCAUGAAGCUGAACGGGCACCAACUGGAGAACCACGCGCUGAAGGUCUCCUACAUCCCUGACGAGCAGUCUGUGCAAGGGCCGGAGAACGGGCGGCGAGGCGGCUUUGGGGCGCGCGGUGCUCCCAGGCAGGGCUCCCCCGUCACCGCGGGAGCACCCAUCAAGCAGCAGCCAGUGGACAUCCCCCUCCGCCUCCUGGUGCCCACCCAGUACGUGGGUGCCAUCAUCGGCAAGGAAGGAGCCACCAUCAGGAACAUCACCAAGCAGACGCAGUCCAAGAUUGAUGUGCACCGGAAAGAAAAUGCAGGAGCUGCAGAAAAAGCCAUCAGCAUCCACUCCACCCCCGAGGGCUGCUCCGCUGCCUGCAAGAUGAUUUUGGAGAUCAUGCAGAAGGAGGCAAAGGACACCAAGACAGCUGAUGAAGUGCCUCUGAAAAUCUUGGCCCAUAAUAACUUUGUGGGACGCCUGAUCGGCAAAGAAGGGCGAAACUUGAAGAAAGUGGAGCAGGACACGGAGACAAAAAUCACCAUCUCAUCCUUGCAGGAUCUGACUCUCUACAACCCUGAGAGGACCAUCACGGUGAAGGGCUCCAUCGAGAACUGCUGCAAAGCAGAGCAGGAGAUCAUGAAGAAAGUGAGGGAAGCCUACGAGAACGACGUGGCUGCCAUGAGUUUGCAAUCUCACCUCAUCCCUGGCCUUAACCUGGCUGCGGUUGGCCUCUUCCCUGCCUCCUCCAACGCAGUGCCUCCUCCGCCGAGCAGCGUCUCCGGAGCGGCGCCGUACAGCUCCUUCAUGCCCCCGGAGCAGGAGACGGUGCACGUCUUCAUCCCCGCGCAGGCGGUUGGCGCCAUCAUCGGCAAGAAGGGCCAGCACAUCAAGCAGCUCUCCCGGUUCGCAAGUGCCUCUAUCAAGAUCGCUCCUCCGGAGACGCCGGACUCCAAAGUGCGCAUGGUGGUCAUCACGGGCCCUCCAGAAGCUCAGUUCAAGGCGCAAGGCAGGAUUUAUGGGAAACUGAAGGAGGAAAACUUCUUUGGGCCGAAGGAAGAAGUGAAGCUGGAGACGCACAUCCGGGUCCCCGCCUCGGCCGCGGGCAGGGUCAUCGGCAAAGGGGGAAAAACCGUCAAUGAGCUGCAGAACCUGACGGCGGCGGAGGUGGUGGUGCCGCGGGACCAGACCCCUGACGAGAACGAGCAGGUCAUUGUGAAGAUCAUCGGGCAUUUCUACGCCAGCCAGAUGGCUCAGCGCAAGAUCCGGGACAUCCUGGCUCAGGUGAAGCAGCAGCACCAGAAGGGACAGAGUGGGCAGAUGCAAGCGCGGAGGAAAUAAGAGCAGCACCGACACCAACGUGAAACGCGGAACAAGCCAAUGCCGGGCUUAAGAGUGGCUGGGAAUCAGUUACCGUAGAGAGAUGCUAAUUGUUUCAUUAACCGAGAUUAAAGGCAGUUUGAUUGGCUUCCAGGGUAGAUGGCUAGGGUAAACAAAAAAAUUGGAUCCGUUUUUAGCUCCACGUGCCAGGACAGCUACUUAAAUGAAGCGAGAGGUGCUGCAGCGCCAGGCCAGGCGGCCGCUCUGCCGGCGCGGUGCCGGGGACGAGGGUGAGGAGAAGCCACCGCGGCGCUGCGCCCCUCUGGCGGGUGCAGCAUUCGCCCCUCUCAUUUAAGUAGCCUCCGGAG
Molecule: messenger RNA, 2078 nt
Organism: Cuculus canorus (common cuckoo)
Lineage: Eukaryota; Metazoa; Chordata; Aves; Cuculiformes; Cuculidae
Gene: IGF2BP1
Product: insulin like growth factor 2 mRNA binding protein 1
Exons: 15
Coding region: 1-1731 (576 amino acids)
Biological process (GO): regulation of gene expression; nervous system development
Cellular component (GO): cytoplasm; cytosol; nucleus
Molecular function (GO): mRNA 3'-UTR binding
Source: RefSeq, a predicted model, not a curated record